AUGUCUUACUACGAGAACAACCCGCAGUGGUCCAAUCCCGGCCAGAACAACUGGGAACACCAAGCGCCUCCUGCCCGUGCUGGUGAGUCGGCCCAGUUGUCGCAGCAGCACCAAAUCGCAAAGCCGGACGCCGGAAUUGACUCGAGGUUCUCGCCAACAGGUGCCAGCGGCCCCACGCCUCAGGACGACUUCGCAUUCUUCUACCAGUUUGAGGAGGUUGAUCGUGCAUACGAUAAUCUUGCCAAGGGCGGGAAGUCGUACGGAAUGGGCGGUCGACGUGAGUACCCAACCCCCGGUGGUCCUAAGAUGGGUCCCGCCGGCCAUGGUCCCGCCAGAAAAUCCCUCGACUUCACUGGACGCAUGGGAGCCGGAGCCGGUCCUGGUCCCCGACCGCACUCGAUUAACCAGUUCGAUGAUGCCCGAGGCCACCCCAACUCGAACCUCCAGAACUUUUACGCCUCCCAACGCCACCAGCCCUCCCGCGGCUCCAACGACGCGGAACAGAUGAUGCAGGCCAAGAGAAGGAUGGCCGCUCAACGGGAGCGGGAGCUGCGAAACCUGCACACUGAGCAGCAAUACCAACGAACUCUCGUUUCUGAGGUUCCCUACGGCGCCAAAGCCAUGUCCGAGGAGGAGACUCGUGAGCUGAUCGCUCGUCAGCGGAGCGCCUUGUACGGCGAGGGCCAGUUUGCUGAGAAGGGAGGCUACGUUGAUGAGAACGGAGUCGUGCGCCCCGGCGUCCCCACCCACAGCGGUCCGUCCAGCCUGCGUGGACAGUCGCCCUUGACAUACGACGCGACUCGUGGCCCGCCUCCUCACAGUGACGCCCACACGCCCGUCUCUGCGACCGAUGUCGGCCCCGGUCCCAUCGCCGGUCCCCCGGGUGACCAGGGCUCUCGUGGUGGCAGCACCGCGAGCCCCCAGCCCAACGCGUCCAACAGCAACAAGAGCGCGUUCGAGUCGGCCGUGAGCCAGGCCGCGGCCCGCACUAAUAACUCGUCGCCCGGCGGCUCUCCGCCGCGACAGGAGCUACCGGCUGGGUCCAAGCCAGCUCAAGCAGUUGCUCCCAUUGGCACGCGACCUACAGGAACCCCGAGCGGAGCUUCGACUUCGUCUUCGAAGAGAUCGACCACCCCGUUGGCCUCCCCCGGCGGCUGGGGUCGCGGAAACGGUGUGUGGGGUCCUCAGUCUUCGGGCCUGAGCCAGCCUCCUGCUAGCGUUUGGGGCUAG
Messenger RNA from Colletotrichum destructivum, 1230 nucleotides. RefSeq lists its product as uncharacterized. Lineage: Eukaryota; Fungi; Ascomycota; Sordariomycetes; Glomerellales; Glomerellaceae. The transcript is spliced from 4 exons. The coding region runs from base 1 to 1230 and encodes 409 amino acids. The record is from RefSeq and is a predicted model, not a curated record.